Messenger RNA from Microsporum canis CBS 113480, 1422 nucleotides. Its product is annotated as cysteine protease atg4. The record is from RefSeq and is a predicted model, not a curated record. Gene Ontology annotation, molecular function: protein-phosphatidylethanolamide deconjugating activity. Bases 1 to 1422 code for a protein of 473 amino acids. The transcript is spliced from 3 exons. NCBI's taxonomy places the organism in Eukaryota, Fungi, Ascomycota, Eurotiomycetes, Onygenales, Arthrodermataceae.
AUGAACAACGUCGACCUCGGAAACCAGUACAAGAAGAUCAUCCAGUUCUUCUGGGACCCAGAACCGAAGAACGAUGACAGCGGCCUUCCCAUCUGGUGUCUGGGAUGCGAGUACCAGCAGCCGGCAGCAUCUUCACAGGCUUCUACACAGAUACUAGAGCCAGAAUCACAUCAUGCCUCCCAGGAACUGUCGUCAGAACGGCCCUCGGAACGGCCCUCGGAAGCGGACAGCGUCAGCAAGAAGAACGAGACCCAGGAACGGCGUUCAUAUGGGAAGCCUGGUGAGAGACGGACGUCGACGGACGACAACAGACCAACGACACCCAGCUCAGCCAUAUCCUCGUUCGUUCACCUCUCGACGCCGGCGGGAUCGGGGUCAGCAGAAGCUGCCACACCGGCGUGGCCACCGCUCUUCCUAGACGACUUUGAAUCGAGACUGUGGAUAACGUACCGAUCCCACUUCCCGCCGAUACCCAAGACAGGCGGGAGCAGCAGCUCGUCGAUGCCCCUGGGCGUGCGCCUGCGCAGCCAGCUCAUCGACACGCAGGGCUUCACCUCAGACACCGGAUGGGGGUGCAUGAUCCGGUCUGGCCAAAGCCUGCUUGCCAACACCCUUCUCUUCCUCCGGCUGGGACGAGGAUGGCGACGGGGCAGCCAAGAGCAGGAAGAAAGCGAGCUGCUGUCUCUGUUUGCAGACCAUCCGCGAGCUCCCUUCUCGAUCCACCGGUUCGUGCAGCACGGGGCAACAGCCUGUGGCAAGUGUCCUGGCGAGUGGUUUGGCCCCGCGGCGGCGGCACAGUGCAUACAGGCGCUGGCAAACGGGCACCCGCAGGCCGGGCUGAACGUGUACAUCACCAGCGACGGGUCUGACAUCUACGAGCGACAGUUCCGUGAGAUUGCGUGCCGGGGCCUUGGAGAAGACGGAGAAGACGACAGCAUCAAGCCGACGCUGAUACUGCUUGGAGUGAGGCUGGGGAUCGACCGGGUGACGCCCGUGUACUGGGAGUCCCUCAAGGAAGUCAUCCGCUUUCCUCAGUCCGUCGGCAUUGCAGGUGGCCGGCCGUCGUCGUCACACUACUUUAUCGCUACACAAGGGGACACGUUCUUCUACCUGGAUCCGCACCAGACGCGGCCGAGUCUGCCGCCACGCACGGCCGGGGAAGACGUGUACAGCCCUGGGGAGCUGUCGACGUACCACACACGGCGUCUGCGGCGGCUACACAUCCGGGAGAUGGACCCGAGCAUGCUGAUCGGGUUCCUGGUGCGUGACGAGGGCGACUGGGAGGACCUGAAGGGGCGGAUACGGCGGACGGGCGGCAAGGCGGGCAUCAUCCACAUCUUUGACGACGAGGGGAGUGCUCGGGAGGCUGGCUGCGAGCGGGAGGGCGCUGAAGAGGAAGUCGAAUCUUUUGACGAGUUUUGA